UGUGGCUCGAAAGCUCGAGCACACAUACCAUUAGCCCGGUGCAUUAGUCCGGAUUAUCUAAGCAAAUGAUCUUUAAACUUUUCUUAAAUCAAUUACAGACUCACUUCGAAUGAAAAACCACAAUUCCUAAAAGGAUAUUUCAUGUGCAGACGGUGUGUUUUACUAAGCGAUGUAAAGUCCUCAGAUUCGUUACACUGGUCACCUAGAGGACUCAUAGAGAGAUGAAGACUCUGGAGGAGCCCCCCUACUUGACAGUAGGGACGGAUGUGAGUGCCAAGUACAGAGGGGCUUUCUGUGAGGCCAAGAUUAAGACUGCCAAGAGGCUCGUCAAGGCCAAGGUGACCUUUAAACCAGAUCUGUCCACAGCUGAGGUUCAUGAUGAAAACAUCAAAGGACCUCUAAAGGUGGGUGCUGUUGUAGAGGUGAAGAAUCCGGAUGGAGUUUACCAAGAGGCCACAAUCAAUAAGCUGACCGAUGCUAGUAUAUAUACUGUUGUAUUUGACGAUGGGGAUGAGAAGACCCUGAGGCGUUCCUCUCUCUGCCUGAAAGGAGCGCGUCACUUUGCAGAGAGCGAGACACUCGACAGACUCCCUCUCACCAACCCUGAGCACUUCGGCACACCUGUCAUCGGCAAGAAGGGCAACCGCGGCAGACGAUCGAACCCAAUUCAAGAAGAAGAAUUGUCUUCAUCCUCCAGCGAAGAAGAGGAGAGCGACCAGCGGCAGAAUGAGGAUCUGUUCGGGAAAGUGGUCUGUGUGGAGGGGGUCGCCACCGGGGAAAAAAAGAAGACCACCUGGUAUCCUGCUCUGGUCAUCUCCCCAGACUGCCACGAAGACGUGACUGUGAAGAAGGACAACAUCUUUGUCCGCUCUUUCAAGGAUGGAAAAUUUAACACGGUGCUGCGGAAGGACAUCCGCGAGAUGAAUAGCGACUGUCCUCCAAAAGCGGACGCAGGGCUCAAACCAGCACUGGACGCCGCUUUGGAGUUCCUGCAGCAGUUUGUCGUGCCCAGCACCUGGAAGACGGAAGUGAAAGAAGAAAGUUCUAGCAGCGAGGAUGAGGAGGAGGAGGAUGAGGAAGGGCAGGAAGAAGAUGCCAGCGGCGAAGAAGAGGAGGAGGAAGUGGAGCCGUUCCCAGAGGAGCGGGAGAACUUUCUGCAGCAGCUCUACAAGUUCAUGGAAGACAGAGGAACUCCCAUCAAUAAACGGCCUGUUCUGGGCUACAGGAACCUGAACCUGUUCAAGCUCUACAGGCUGGUGCACAAACUGGGAGGCUUUGACAACAUUGAGAGCGGCUCUGUUUGGAAGCAAGUUUAUCAGGAUCUGGGAAUCCCUGUGCUCAACUCAGCCGCCGGCUACAAUGUCAAAUGUGCUUACCGCAAGUACUUGUAUGGAUUUGAGGAAUACUGCACCUCCACCGCCAUCACCUUCAGGAUGGAUCUCCCUUUGAAGCAGGCUCCCAAGGGGGAGGUCAAGUCAGAGGGAGAGGCUGGAGGAACCCCUCCCACCGCCUCCAGCUCAGAAGAGCAGAAAGCCCAGGUUGAUGGAGAACCUUGUGGAGAACAGUCUAUAGUCUGCAAGGAUGAGAAGCCUGAUUUGACCCAGAACAAAAUGGAACCCGAUCCAUCAAAAACAGAGGGAAAGGACAGCGGAAAUGACGACGACGACGAUGAUGAUGAUGACGACGACGACGACGAGGAAGAUGGUCCCCUUAAGGGAGACGCAGACGAGGGCUCAUCUACGGCUCACCUCGGAUCGGAGAACAUGAAGGAGGAGCGCGAUGAGGAGGGAGAGGAGGAGGAGAGCAAAGACAACUCUGGGGAUGACAGCAGUCAGGAGGGGGAGGAAGGGGAGGAGUUUGAGUGUUACCCCCCGGGGAUGAAGGUGCAGGUGAGGUAUGGGCGAGGCCGCAAUCUGAAGACGUACGAGGCCACUGUGAAAGAGGCAGACGUGGAGGGGGGAGAGGUGCUCUACCUGGUGCACUACUGUGGCUGGAACAUCAGAUAUGAUGAAUGGAUCAAAGCAGACAAGAUUGUGCGCCCCGCCAAUAAGAAUGUACCAAAAAUAAAGCACCGCAAAAAGAUAAAGAACAAAGCUGAGAGGGAGCGAGACAGGUUGGAGAGGCUCAAUGACAGAGAAGUCCUCGGCCCUUCGCCCAACGCUAGCCGCCUCCCACGCUCCAAAUGUGGCCUGAGUCAGGAUGUCUUUUCCAAGAUGGACGAGGGUGAGGACAAAGGGACUCAGCAGUCUCCAGUCAAGUCUAUAGAAAUUACUUCUAUCCUCAAUGGCCUGCAAGCCUCUGAGAUGUCCACAGAUGAAAGUGAGCAUGAGGAUGAGGAGGGAGAGCAUAAUGAGGAGGAUCGCCCAGGUUGCAGAGGCAGCCCCAGAAAGGCCCCACCGGAGCCCCCGCAAACAUCAGAGUGCUGGGAGAGCGGGACCCCUCCUGAAGCAUCCAAACCUUCUCCAGUCUCAGGAAAGAACCAGGAUUUAGUCAGUGCAGAGAGUGGCGAUGUUGGGAAGCGCAGAAGCCAACCGGAGUUGGAGGGAGAGGGGAGCAACAGGAAGAGGAAAUCUGACGGUGCAGCUGAGAGGACCCCGAAAGGCCAAUCCAAAGCAAAGACCCGGAGCACCAGGAGUGCCGACUGGUUGCCAGUAGGCUCUCCCAGGAAGCUGGAAGAGAGAGCGGCUGGUCCCGGGGAGGAGAAGGGAGCCUCGUCCAGCAGCAGUUCAGAUGAUGAGGGCGCGGCGCUGGCCGAAUCCCAGGCUGAGGAAAGCGAGCGAAGCCGGCCAAACAAAGGUUCCCCUUCCAAGAAGUACAACGGGAUGAGGGAGAAGACCAAAGGUGGCAGACAAGCUGGGUUCUGGGAGAUUCCUGAAAAGAGGGCCAAAAUGUCUGGAAACGCAGAGGAAAGGCCAGCUGUACGCUCUAAAGGCCAAAAGGAUGUGUGGUCCAGCAUCCAGGCCCAGUGGCCGAAGAAGACUCUCAAAGAGUUGUUCUCCGACUCGGACACAGAGGCCGCCAAUUCUCCUCCUCCGCCUGUACCCCCGUGUCUGGAGGAGCCGAGUGUCGAACAGGAUGCUGGACCCGAGGACGAGGCCUCAGAGGAGCAGAUGGAAAACGACAAACUACAGGAGUUUCCGAGCAGCGGCAGUAACUCUGUACUCAACACACCACCGACAACGCCCGAGUCGCCCUCAGGAGGAGGCAGCGCUGUUGAAGAUUCUGGUCCCGCGCAGCCUUCCUCCCCGCCACCGUCCGUACCCCCCGCUUUGCCUUCAGAGCCGGUUUCUGACGCUCUUCCCCCGGGGCCCAUACAGGAGGAAGUGGCAGGUGGGCGCAGUGAGACAGACAGCAGCACGGUGGAAGUGGAGAGUCUGGGUGGGGAGCUGCAAGACCUCCCUCCGGAUGAGAGGGCGGGUUCCCCCUCAAAGGUGUUUGACGUCAGCCUCUCCUGCAACAGCAGCAGCAGCUGCAGCCUCGAGCUGAGCAGCAGCAGCCAACAAGAGAGUGAACAGAAGUCCAAAGCGUCUGCGAGUCAGAAGCGGCAAAAAGAAUCACAGACUGGUGGAGCCGCAAAGAAACCCAAGCCAAGCCGUAAGAGCCUCGGUGUGCCUCCCAAAAAGAAUAGGAAAACAGCCAACAGCAGUGACAGCGAAGACCAGUCUGUUGUUGAGGGCACUGCCAAAUCCACUGCCUCUAAGAACAACGCACCAGACGUGAAGGCUGCCACUUCGCCCAAGUGUCACGGACGAUCUCCCCCUUCGAGCCAUAAGUACCACAAGCAGGGUGACGCCGACCACACCCAGCACCGAGACAACCAUGGAAGAUCGCCUCGUGUGUACAAGUGGAGCUUCCAGAUGUCUGACCUGGAAAAGAUGAGCAGUCUGGAGAGGAUUUCGUUUCUUCAGGAGAAGUUGCAGGACAUCAGGAACCACUACCUCACCCUCAAGUCUGAGGUGGCCUCUAUCGACAGACGACGAAAACGCAUGAAGAAGAAGGAACGGGAAAGCACGGUGGCUGCUUCAUCUUCAUCCUCCUCCUCCUCCUCCCCGUCCUCCAGCUCAUUGACUGCGGCAGUCAUGCUGACUCUGGCUGACCCGCCGGUGUCAUCCUCAUCCUCCUCUUCUCAGAACUCUGGGGUAUCAGUGGAGUGCAGGUGACAGGACGAAUAAGCAAAAAGCCACCGCACUAAGCACUUAACCAGCACCCUGGGGUCACCGCCCCCAUUCCCUUCCAACAGGACAGACAAGUCAACCUACAUACUGUAACUACUGGGGCACAAAAACCAGACCAGAGACAAAAAACAAGAAACAAGCACUAUUUUCUAUUGACAACUGUUUCCUUUCAAGCUAAUUGCACUUAAGUGCACUUUUAUGAAGAUUGUGUAGGGGGAUCAAAUUUGUCAACAAAAAAAAAAUACAAAAUUGUCUUUUGCGCUCUUCUUAAUUGAACAAUUAUAACAAUUGUUUUUGCAAGCAAUAAUUGUUUCUGUUUGAUAAAGUUGUAUUGGUGAGGGAUGAUUUCUAAUGAAGACCCCUUUGUGCUCUGUCCUCAUAGCUCAACACGGUACACAGCCUGUGCUUGCCAUGUUAUUGUGGGGAAUUCAGAGGAACACUGCCACAUUGGCAUUAAGAGCGUAUGAAAUGUAACUUUGCCACGUUUCUCUGUCCACCCUUACUAAAAAAAAAAAGGCCUUCAUGUGGUUAAACCUCAAGUGGUUGAUGACGCUCUUCUCAUGUACAGGCAUGCGGUCCUGUACAUGUUUGCAUUGAGUCAUGUAGGUUUUGAUCGAUAGGGUUUCAGACCAUCAUAGGUCCACUGACAGCCUCAGUGGGUGAAAAUGGAAUGCUACUGUAGUGCCUUUUUGUUCUUUUCCAUGGGGCACUUUGAGAAAGGACAGCACUUUUUUUUUCCAGAUCCUCUUCUCAAAUCAGAGGGUCAGCUGGAAUAAUGUGUCCCUUACAAAAGACUGAAGAAUGCUGUAUGAGUGAGCAGGCAGUGAAGGGCUGAGUCUGACAGAUAAUGAUGGUUUUUAAUCAGCGUAUGGUACUAUUUAAAAAGUAUAUUUGUAAAAGCAGAACCACAUACUGUAUACAAGAAGUAGACGUAGCCACCGUGACGUCACUCGUUGGUUUGUGAACUACUGUUUUGAAGCCUCGAAUUUGACUUUUUGGCCGUCCCCAUCUUGUUGUUUUUUUUUUGGAGCCAGAAGUGACCAUAUUUGGACGAGUGGGUGGAAUUAAGUGGGCUAGCGUUAGCUAAUUAGCUAAAAUCCACGCUAACUGUGAUAUUAAUUGGGAUGCUAAUUUUGGCUAGCGAAAAACAAAAUGUACUUGACGAAAAAAAUGUACAGCUGACUCGUUAGUGUCUUUUAGUCCAACCGAACGCUGAACAAGACUUUUAGGUGACCAAAAUGUUACAAACUUCACCUUCAUGAACUGAAAACAAAAACAAACUGAGAGGGUCAAAGUUCUAAGACAAAAACCUGCCCAAAAAACAAUGUCAUGCCUAUUUAAAUGCCAUCUAUAGGCAUUGCUAAGCCUCACCGUGGUAGUGACUAGUCAAUCACAAGGUAGACAUAUCUACUUUACUGUAAAUGGGACCAUAAUUAAUAAUAAAUCAAGUGAGAAGUAGGGCCGUUUUCUCAUAGACUUCAAGAAUACAGGUUCAAGGCACUUCCGCAGUGGCUUAACUUUUCAGACCCGGUGUGGCUACGUCCACGUCUUUUAUACAGUCUAUGAACAGAACUCCUAUACUGGAUCGCCUGUAAUCUACUACUGAAUACUCAUCCAGCUUGGGUGUAACUAUUUAGUUUGGCAGUAUAAAAUGUGCAAUGAUGGAGGUGGUGAAUCCAGUGGUCUCAUUACUCCAGAUCAUCCGCCUUUUAAAAGCCCAUCUGCUUUAUUUGAUUAUGUUUCCAUCAUCCAUAUAAUCUCCCCCCACCGAUUUGCAACUGGAUCAAGUUUCAGUGAAGGCAGCCAUAGGAGGUAUUUGCAGCAUGUACUUAGUACUGCAGAACACAUGAAUGAAGCUGAAUCCCACUUUUUGCAGUCAUUUAAACAAACAUGAAGUUAUGUAAUUAAGUAUAUUUUUGCUUCAUUAAAUAAAGCAACGCAUAUACUCUUUGGGCAUCUUACUAAUUUUACUCAUGAUCAAAAAUGACAUGCCAGCUUCCUCUCAUACUCAUCCCUACCAAAACAUAUUUGGUUCUGUUUCCUGUACUAUGACCAGAUCAAAGGUAAAGAUAUUGUAAAUGUGCAUUUAUAUCAUAAAGUGACGUAUGUGUAUACAUUUCUGAAGACAUCUCCUGUGUUUCCUUUGUAUAAACCCCCUACUGUAUGAUAACCUGAAGUUACAUUUUGUUUGGCACUUGUAUGUAAUUGUAUGCUUUUGUUAUACAUUUGUAUAUUGAGACGUGUUUUGAGUCAAGCUAUUUAAUAUCUUGCACUGUUAAUAACGUGUACCUUUCUGUACAGACAGUUUUAUGGUUUUAACUGUAGUUUGAGUGUAAAUACUGAGGGUUACAGCAUGUUUGUUCUCCCCUUUGUCCUCAUUUUUGUUCUCUUGUAGGAAAAAAUUUUUUGAGUUCAUUUAUGUUGUUUUCUGCUUAUUUUCAUCAGUUCCAAUACUUUGCUUUUUUAUUUUAUGUUUUGCUUUAGUUUGUAUUGUUUUGUUUUUCUAUAGCUUGUGCUUGUAAGGGAAGAAUGGUGGUUUUACCAUGCGGCUGAACUAUUUUCCAACCUGUACAUGGCCUGAAGCUACAGCUGUAUGAACCUGUAUAUGGAAAAUAGUCUGGAUAAUAGAUUAAGAGAAAGUAAUAGAGCUUAUUGAAAAAUGCUCAAUAGUAUUUAUUAGGCUCAUCUGAUGAUGGUCAUUGUGUAAUUUAUUGUAAAAAUGUAAGCAAAGCAGAAGCCUCUGUUUGAAAUAAAUGCCAUAGUUUGUGAAGUA
Perca fluviatilis (European perch) is the source of this 6948-nucleotide messenger RNA. It is a transcript of the gene arid4b, whose product is annotated as AT-rich interaction domain 4B. Gene Ontology annotation, biological process: regulation of transcription by RNA polymerase II. Lineage: Eukaryota; Metazoa; Chordata; Actinopteri; Perciformes; Percidae. Gene Ontology annotation, cellular component: nucleus. The record is from RefSeq and is a predicted model, not a curated record. Gene Ontology annotation, molecular function: transcription cis-regulatory region binding.